This is a messenger RNA of Temnothorax curvispinosus, 1857 nucleotides long. RefSeq names its product glycerol-3-phosphate phosphatase-like. Gene Ontology annotation, molecular function: phosphatase activity. Gene Ontology annotation, cellular component: cytoplasm. The coding region runs from base 478 to 1440 and encodes 320 amino acids. NCBI's taxonomy places the organism in Eukaryota, Metazoa, Arthropoda, Insecta, Hymenoptera, Formicidae. The transcript has 5 exons. The record is from RefSeq and is a predicted model, not a curated record.
GAGUCAGUCACGGUGGAACUUUCCACCAUGGUGCGAUCUCAGCUGAUCCCGGAUCCGUGUCGAGUCACCGGAGUCACGCGUCUGGACGAUGUCUGAUGUGCGCAGAUAACUGGUAAUUACCAAGGUCGGUAAAUACUGUCGCCGCGCCGUGUUUACGCCGGCGCCGCGUCUACCGACCUUGGUAAUUACUGGAGUCGGUUGGCGAAUUGGACCGUGUUCAGACGCGUUUUGUCCGGAAGAAAUUUUUUUUUGUAAAGUAUCGCAACUGUCACCAUCUGCAUUGUUUAACAAUCAGUAUAUACCUUGUACCGGCGCCUUUCGAGGCCUCCAACCUUUGUAAUUUACGCCGCUGGCGACUUAUACGACGAGUGGAGCCCCGGCCUUAUUUAGACGGCCAAAUUAUAAGAAUUAAGAAGAAGACUGGUAAUUACCGGACCGUUAUCCGGGUUAUCACCCGAUAAUACGUACAAAGUCCCGAUGGCGAAAACACGGGUGAUGUCCGCGAUAAACGUGAAGGCGCUCACAAAUCAGAAUGUCUGGAAAUUCUUGAAGUCGUUCGACACCGUGCUGACGGACUGCGACGGCGUGCUAUGGAUGUACAAGACGCCCCUGCCGCAUUCGGCGGACGUCGUGAAUCUGUUCCACAGGCUCGGCAAGCGGGUUUUCUACGUGACGAACAACAGCACGAAGACCCGGGAUGACCUCGUGGAGAAGUUCCGGGCCCUGCAGUUUGAGGCGACCAAGGAUGAUAUUUUGUGUACCGCUCACCUGUCAGCGAGUUAUCUACAAAGCUUGGGCUUUCGCAAGAAGGUUUACGUUAUUGGUUCCAAAGCGAUCGGGAAGGAAUUGGAGGAGGCUGGUAUCUCGUAUUGCGGAAUAGGGCCGGACCCAAUUAAUCAGAAUAUGUAUUCCGUUUUCAAGAAGGACCCUGAGGUAGCCGCGGUUAUAGUCGGUUUCGAUGAACACUUCAAUUAUCCUAAAAUGGUCAAAGCGGCUACGUAUCUGAAUGACGCCAAUGUACAUUUCAUUGGAACCAACACGGAUCAGAGGGAUCCAGCUUCAAAUGAUGUCGUGAUACCUGCUACAGGAUGCCUGGUUAAAUGUAUAGAAAAUUGCUCAGAGAGAAAGGCGAUGAUUGUGGGUAAACCGGAUAAAUAUAUGGCUAAAAUGUUGAUGGAACAAUCCAACGUUGAUCCCCAGCGUACUUUAAUGAUCGGAGACCGGGGCAACACCGAUAUACUCUUUGGAAAUCGCUGCGGUUUUACGACUCUGCUAGUCCUGACGGGAGUGACCGCUUUGUCGGACGUCGAAAGAUGGAAGCAGUCCGACCGACCGGAAGAACGGAAUUUCGUACCGAAUUACUACAUAGACGCGCUUGGCGACUUAUUACCGUACUUAAAAAAACUAGAAACUGAAAUGUCACAAAUUCGCAAGAUUUAGCCGUGAAGAAGGAAAGUAUGAGCGCCAUAACACUUUAAUAAAGAUAAUGCGACUUUUUAGAACAAAUCCGUACAUAUAUGGAAUACUAGCUUGAUACACCCUUGCUUCGCUACGGUAUGCAAAGGAUUCCUAUAAUUCACCUCCGAAUUUAGAUUUGCUCCUUUAGGGGUUGAUUAGGGCAAAAUUUUGAAUUAUGUUUUUAACCAUUUGUAUGGGUAAUUUUUGUAAACAAAACCAAGUCGAUAUCUCAUCGGGCCCAACAGAUAUUGAGAAAGUCGUGAAAGCACAUUUUACCCCUUUUCACCCCUUAGGGGUCAAAUUUCUAAAAAUCCCUUUUUAGCGAGUGUUAACGUCAUGGAAGGAAUAUACUCCUCGAAUUUCAUGGUUCUUGGUUUAGGGGUUUGGACUGUACGUUGA